Messenger RNA from Myodes glareolus (Bank vole), 522 nucleotides. Lineage: Eukaryota; Metazoa; Chordata; Mammalia; Rodentia; Cricetidae. The record is from RefSeq and is a predicted model, not a curated record.
AUGAUUUUGGCCAAAACUGUUACAGCACAGAAAAUGGUGGCUCACGCUGGCAUCAAUGAGUGCAUCCCUGGCUACAGCAUCCCUGGCUGCAGCAUUGCUGUUUACAACAUCUCUGGCUGCAGCAUCCCUGGCUGCAACAUCCCUGGCUACAGAAUCCCUGACUGCUGCAUGGCUGGCUGCAGCAUCGCUGGCUGUAGCAUUCCUGACUGCAUCAUUCCUGGCUGCAUCAUCCCUGGCUACAGAAUCCCUGACUGCUGCAUUCCUGACUGCAACAUCCCUGGCUGCAGUAUUGCUGGCUACAGCAUCCCUGGCUGCAGUAUCCUUCACUACAGCAUCCCUGAGUGCAGCAUCCCUGGCUACAAGAUCCCUGACUGCUGCAUCGCUGGCUGCAGCACUGAUGGCUGUAGCAUUCCUGACUGCAUCAUCCCUGGCUGCAACAUCCCUGGCUACAGCAUCCCAGCUGCAGCAUCCAUCACUGCAGCAUCCCUGGCUGCAUCCUUGGCUGCCCUCGGCACUCAGUGA